Molecule: messenger RNA, 908 nt
Organism: Coregonus sp. 'balchen'
Lineage: Eukaryota; Metazoa; Chordata; Actinopteri; Salmoniformes; Salmonidae
Source: the annotation of a GenBank genome assembly
AUGCCAGGCUGUGCUCUGUGCCAGGAUGCCCACCGGUGCCAGAGGUGCCGGACUGGACACACACACCUCUACCUGCAGGGCGACCAGUGUGUUCCCGAGUGCCAGAGGUCAGAUCUACUUAUUAAUAUAUUCCCAUUCUUCCAUCCCUUCCCAUCGAAACUGAUAUGUGACUUUCAUAUAUGCAUACACACGCACUACACUCUUACACACACACUCCAACUGGAGCAUUGUGGGUGUCUUUUUUGUAUCAUAUCAUUAGAAAAAAAAAAAUUACUUGCCGUCACUUCACCUCUCUCCCCCCUCCUCUGUGCAGGGGUUACCCUAAGGGGGCAGAGUGCCAUCCCCUGUGCCCUAGAGUGUGCCUCAUCCCAGGGGAACGCCACCCACUCCCUGAGGUGUGUGACCCAGUCCUUGCUACUGGAGCACUCCUGCAUAGGGCACUGUCCCGACGGGCACUACCCCAACGAGGGCGAGUGUCUACGUUGCCCACACGUCUGCCUAGAGUGCAGCCGCGACUGCCUGUGUAAGGGUAAGGCUGCUGCAGGGGGAACAGAGGUGGUGGGGUUAGGGUAAAAGGGGGUGGUGGGGACGUGAUGCAGAGACAGGUCAGCUACUGUACAAAAAUAUCCACUCCAUCUCUAUCACUCCAUCGUUCUUUCUCUCUCUCUAAUCUCAUAUCAUUUAGCCAUAGAAACAGAAUUACACUCAAUAUGGCCUCCAUAUUGAGUGUACCCAUAGGAGUCAUUCUAUUUCUAUGUAUUUAGCGCAUCUCCCAGUGUCUCUCUGCAUCAGAGUGUGAGGAGUACUACCUCCUGCAUAAAGAUCAGUGUGUGGAUGACUGCCGCAGGGGCUUCUUCCCCAGCGAGGAGCAGAAGGAGUGUGUGCGUUGUCACGCCGACUGCACGUAG